Messenger RNA from Chanos chanos (milkfish), 867 nucleotides. It is a transcript of the gene ppa1a, whose product is annotated as inorganic pyrophosphatase 1a. NCBI's taxonomy places the organism in Eukaryota, Metazoa, Chordata, Actinopteri, Gonorynchiformes, Chanidae. The coding region runs from base 1 to 867 and encodes 288 amino acids. Gene Ontology annotation, biological process: phosphate-containing compound metabolic process. Gene Ontology annotation, molecular function: inorganic diphosphate phosphatase activity; magnesium ion binding. The record is from RefSeq and is a predicted model, not a curated record. The transcript is spliced from 11 exons. Gene Ontology annotation, cellular component: cytoplasm.
AUGAGUUUCAGCGUGGAGGAGCGAGGGAAGCCCAACACACAGGACUACAGAGUGUACUUCAAAAACUCAGAGGGCAAGUACAUUUCACCAUUCCACGACAUACCAAUCUUUGCGGAUGAAGCGCAGAACAUCUUUCAUGCUGUAGUGGAGGUUCCAAGAUGGACAAAUGCAAAAAUGGAGAUUGCAACCAAGGAUCCUCUGAACCCACUGAGGCAGGAUGUGAAAAAGGGUGCCCUGCGUUACGUGUGCAACGUGUUCCCACACAAAGGCUAUAUCUGGAACUAUGGGGCCAUCCCCCAGACAUGGGAAGACCCUGGCCACAGAGAUGAGGCCACAGGCUGCUGUGGCGACAAUGAUCCCAUCGAUAUUUGUGAUAUUGGCAACAAGGUUUGCUCACGUGGCGAGGUAAUUAGAGUGAAAGUCCUGGGUAUACUGGCGCUGAUAGAUGAGGGUGAAACAGAUUGGAAAGUCAUUGUUAUAAAUGUAGAAGAUCCCGAGGCAGAGGAUUUUAAUGAUAUCGAUGAUGUGAGAAGACUCAAGCCUGGGUACCUGGAGGCGACACUAGACUGGUUCAAAAUGUACAAAGUGCCAGAUGGGAAACCAGAAAAUCAAUUUGCAUUCAAUGGCGAAUUCAAAAACAGGGACUUUGCCGUUAAGACGGUGAAAGAUACCCAUGGAUUUUGGAAAGCGCUGAUCUCCAAAAAGACGAAUGCUGGGGAGCUCAACUGCAUGAAUACUUGUGUGUCAGACAGUCCUUUCUGCUGCUCAGAGGCUGAUGCCAAAGCUAUUGUUGAUGCGGCAAGUGCUUCUGGUGAUGCAGAGCCUAUCCCAAGCUCAGCGGACAAGUGGUACUACUACAAUAAGUAG